GAAUUUUCCAUAUAAAAGAGAGCAUUUGACCAUAUUAACCCCAUAAGCCAAAAAUCAAAGGUUAAAAAUGGUAUCUUUGUUUGUUAUUCGAUGUAUACUCAUCUUCGCCGUCACCGUUCGACACGAGCUCCUUCUUCUCUCCUUCGCCCGAUCGGCAGAGCAAAACCCUAAUCCGGCGAUCGCCGGAGCACCACCAUCUCGACUCCUUGAACCUUCUUCCCUUUUCUCUCUAUGAGGACCCGCAACGCUGAUAGCCCCAAGCCACCGGCCGGUAAGAAGACUCCUCCGGCCAAGAAAGGCGCCGUCCCAUCGCCGAAGUCCACUGCCGGACAGAAAGGAGCUAAGGGGAAGCAGGCCGCCGCCAAGACCCAAGCUAAAGUUGAAGAAGCACCGGGUUCUGUUGAGGAGAAGAAGAUGGUGAAAGCACCGGAGAAGAAGAGCGGAGGGAAGGGCAAGUCGCCUCUUGGUGCGAAAGCUGUUGCUGUGGUGGUAGUUGAGAAAGCAGAGGAGGUCGCUGAAGAAACCUUGACUUCGAUUGUGGUGCCUAUUCUUGAAGUAAUGGAGAGCAAGGAGGGGAAUAAGCCUGGCCAGGAACUAAAUCUUGAACCGGUUCUUGAUUAUAAGGAUGCUGCUGGUGGAGAGGAGCAGCGGAUGGAGGAGGACAGUGAGGUUGUGGCGGUUGAAGAAGCUGUUGAGGGGGAUGAGGUUGUGGAAGAGGAGGCAGGAGGGGAAGGAGAAGGGGAGGGUGAUGAAGGGGAUGAUGAUAAAGGUGCCAGGAUGGAGGAGCAGAUUGAGAUCUCGAACAUGGCAAAAGCCAGGAUGAUCAAGAAGGAGCAGGAGAUCUUUGUUGGGGGUUUGGACCGAGAUGCUGUGGAGGACGACCUCAAGAAGGUGUUUGAGAGGGUUGGUGAGGUGGUUGAAAUCCGCCUUCACAAGGAUUUCAAUACCAAUAAGAACAAAGGGUUUGCAUUUGUGAAGUUUGCGAGCAAGGAGCAGGCGGCAAAGGCUCUCACUGAGCUGAAAAAUCCUAUGAUACGUGGAAAACGUUGUGGUGUUGCAGUUAGUGAGGACAAUGACACACUGUUCUUAGGUAACAUAUGCAAUACGUGGACGAAGGAAGCGAUAAAGAAUAAAUUGAAGGAAUACUGUGUUGAUGGAGUUGAAAGGAUCACCUUGGUUGCUGAUAGUCAAAAUGAAGGACUGAGUCGGGGAUUUGCCUUCUUGGAGUUCUCUUGCCAUGCUGAGGCAAUGCUUGCUUACAAGAGGCUUCAGAAACCAGAUGUCAUAUUUGGUCAUCAUGAGAGGACUGCAAAAGUGGCUUUUGCUGAGCCAUUGCACGAACCUGACCCAGAAGUUAUGUCCCAGGUUAAGUCAGUUUUUAUCGAUGGUCUGCCACCCUAUUGGGAUGAAGACCGUGUGAAAGAGCAGUUUAAAGAAUAUGGAGAGAUUGAACGUGUGGCCCUUGCGCGCAAUAUGUCAAAAGCAAGAAGAAAUGAUUUUGGAUUUGUCAACUUCACAACUCAUGAAGCAGCUGUUGCUUGUGCUAAUGGUGUAAGCGAUACAGAAUUGGGUGAUGGAAGGUCUAAGAUGAAAGCAAGAGCUAGGCUUGCAAAUCCAUUCCCAAAAACCCAGGCAGUGAAAGGUGGAAUGAGUGGUGGAUAUAGAAUUGCUCACUUUGGCUUUGGCAGAGGAGGGUUUGGAAGAGGAGGGUUUGGAAGGGGAGGGCAUUUUCAACAUAGGGCUGGUUUUCGUGGUGGAAGGGGCUUUCAUCUGCGUGGGCGUGGUAGAGGUGGAAGAUUUUCUUUUACUGCUGAUAACAGCUUAGAAGUACCACACACUGAAUUUCAUAGCAGGAGGCCUUUUGGCUUCCGAGGAGGUAGAAGGGGUUCUGCUCCAAUGGACCAUAAUGUUUUUGAUGGAGGGCGUGGGAGAGGUUUCCCAGUGAGAAGGCCACCAUUGAUGCCAGGAGAAUUUGACAGACCUUUUAGUGCUAGGCACUUCAAUGAAGAUCCUUACUAUUUUGCUGAUGGUGGGCAUGGUAUUAAACGACCAUUUUCUAUGAUGGAACAUGAUCCUGGUUACUUAAAUCCUGGCAGUCGGCCACGCCCUCGCUAUGAUCGCCCAGAUCCUCUCUCUGGUGGAUCUCGCUAUAGUGAUACUGUGGGAAUGGCUGGCUCGUAUGCAAGUGACUAUUAUGGUUCUGAUUAUGGAGGUGGCCCAUAUUCAUCUCUUUAUGGUGGUGGGGAGCAUUCUCAGGGUGGCUACUUCUAUUAGAUGUUGCUGGAAAUUUCUCUGCUGGAAGAAAGACCUUUCAAAGAUCGCUGAUUAUAUUUCUUCCUCCUGGUUCCAUAGUUUAAAUUGUUUGACCUUAAGAUCAUUUUGUUACCAUCAUUAAGCUGAAAUGUUGUUUGGUCUAGUUUACUACCGUGUAGGUACUUGAUACUAGGGUUAUGGAUGUUGUAUCUGAUAAAUGAUGGACGCCCUUUUGCAUGACAAAUCUUGGGGCUAGAAGUCUGUUAUAAACAGACUCAUCAACAUGGACUCUUUGAAUCAAUUUGGAGAUGGAAUCUAUGAUUGUGAAAAUGAGUUCGGCUGAUUUGAUGAUUACUUGAGAAUAAUGGAAACAAAGAAGAUGAAUAUUCUAGUGUUCAUGAGAUUGACUGCUAUUUUACUAUCAAAGAUACUGAAGUAUAAAGAUAUUAGAAAUUCCUGUCGGAUAGUUGAUGAAUUCAAUUUUAAAUAUUCUGCUGAAUUAGUUUUAUUGGAAGCUAUUUAUUCAUAUGUUGAAAGUUAAAUGGUGGGAUGGAACAACCCUCUUUAUAAUGGUUCCAUUGAAGAGUAGAACAAAUGUUAUUAUUCUUAGAUCUAAAUCAUGCCAUGUGAUGAUUAACAAAUUUAAUUUUCUUUUGGAUCUGGUUCGCGUUAAUGUGGAGAGUACCAUAAUCCCCUGGGCUGAAGAUUUUGUUAUUUUGAUUCUGGAGCUUCCGACUUUGUUGGUUUGUUCAUUUAAUCAGUUUCACAUUCUUCUAGACUCUUAAUCUGGAAAGUUGUGAAGAUUAUGUUUCCAAAUUAUAAUGAGGAUGAAAUGUGUUCUUGUAACCUGAUCAAAAGACUGAUUUGAUGAUAAGACUUGAAUUGACAUCAGCUUCAUGGGUCACUCAAUUAUUGGAUGUGGCAUAUGGGUGCCAUGAUUUGAAUUAUAUUCUGUUUGAUUCUUCCAGGCAAAUUUACUGAAGUAAAUGAUGCCUUUAGCUCUUACAAAUGAACAGCAGUUUGUGGAUCAGAGAGUUUUGAUUUUGGAUUGCUACCAUUAAUUUAAUAUAUAUAGGAGUCCCCUAUUAUUGUCUAAUACUGCACAUCUGAUUUGCAUCCCAUUUGUUUUGAACGGUGAACUGGUGUGUGUUUUCAUUUGGUUUUUGUGUUGACAGUUAUAUUGAUGGACCUGACAAAUUUUUAUUAUAUAAUUUGAUAGGUCAAGUUUUUAUAUGAUUGCCAUUCAUGUUUUUAUAGUAACCGGCCCUUAUUCCAAGUAAAGUAUAUUGUUAGACUUUGUUAUAAAACUGUGACCUUGAUUGUUAGACUAUUAGUUGUGUUUCUUAUUUGAAUAAAUUUAGUUGUUCCAAAAUCUGCCAAUUUUAUCUUUGAUGUAUUGCAUCUAGAAGGUAGGUGCUGAUGUCCUCUUCUCUUAGGUUCUUGGUUUAUGAGCAUCAUCCUGUAAGCAUCUUUUGAGCUACUGAUCUGCAGUCCAGGGUUCUGCGUGCUAGUCUAUCAUGUAGUUUGAAAAGCACACUAUUGUUUUUACUAAUGAUUAUGCUGAUAGUGAUGAUGAAUAGAAUAUUGGAAGUGGUUCCUUUACUAUGGCAUCAUUAUGAGAUACCCGUAGAAGACAUUUAUGCUCAUUUCUACUCUUUGAUUUGGUGCAAGACACUGGCUUGCUAUUCCCAAACUUUGCACUCAAGUUGCGGAGGAUAGAGGACAGGUAUAAUCAAUGAUUAGUGCCACUAAUCUACAUAUUGAGACAUAAUUGAAAUAGGUUUCACAAUAUGCAAAAUUAAAAUUGGGGUAUGUUUCUUUGUGAAAAUCAUUGGGGUAUCUUUUUUAACGAAAAUAAAUAAGAAAUUAGCUUAACUCAAUUUUGUAAAAUGAUCCUGUCUGAGCUGAUGUGAAAAAAAUUGUAAUAAAAACUUUACCUAGUGUGUAUUUGCAUAAACAAUUAUGUUCUAGGGGCAUAUUGCAAUUGCAGUAUUUAUGAGUCUUUACCAACAAAUGUCUAAAUUUACUUUGGCAUAUAUUCUAAAAGAACCUAAAAGAAAUAGUAACAAAGAAAUUUGAUGUUUGAAGAUGGCCCUUAAAUGUUGGGCAUGGAAAUAUAGGACUUCUAAUUGUUUCUAGGUUCUGCCUAUCAUUGGCAAAGCUGAAUGGGAGGAUCUGAUAUUGAAAUUAGAUAUUGUCUCUAGAAAGCGAAGGAUAAUGUUUAUGGCUUUGAACAAGGUUCCUGAAAGAUGAUAGCUUUCAUUUACAAUAAAGAUGUGAUGAACCCUAUUGCUUAUUGCAGAUGUCUUGUUAUAUAGUGACAAGUUGCACUUUUCCUUCAUAUUGUGCCAGAAGGAGAAAUGUUCUGGUUCUUUAUCGUAUUUAAAUGUGUGAUGAAGGUCUGUUUUUGGUUAGCAUGCGUGGCCAUAUCUUCUAUUCGGUUUUUCUAUAGCCCAAGUGGCACCCAUUUUGGCUUGCACCUUGAUUUUGUAUAUAAUCUAUUGUUGUUGCUGCUGUUACUGUUGUGUUCAAAUUUACGUUGACAAUGCUUGGUCUGUUACUUCUUUCCAUAAUUCCCAUUCCUAUAUGAUAUGGUCAAUCUACCAUCUAUAAUCUGCCCUGUUCAUAGUGCAAAUUCAGGCUUCUGCUUUAGGUUUGUAUCAGCUGGCUUGAUACAUGGCUCGCACUUAAAUGCAUUUCAAUUGUGUUUACACUAACCAUCUCUCUCUCAUUCUGAUUACAACACUUGCGUUUUGCGAUGGGAACCAUUAUUGUGCUGCAAUAUCAUAUAUUUUUGAAGAAUAUUUUUCAUUUUCACUUGUAAAGUAGAAAGGUCUAGAGAAGGUGGUUAGUACACAGUCAGAAACCUUGCUUUGUCUGUGCUCUUUGUUUUUCCAUUUGCUUCGGUUUUUGCUGUUUCUUUUUUUUCCUAAAGGUGGACAACCAGCACGACUUAAGUAAUAACAAGGAAUCAUAUGAGCAACAUUAUUGGAGAGGAUUGAGUUGGAGCUAGUAUGGUUCUUUUCUGUGUAUUUAUACUUUGUAUAAAUGGUGAUCAACCUAUUAGCUCUAUUCACUAUAAACUUUUGUUAGUCUUAUAUGGCGAUGAUAAUAGCCCACUCUUCUCUUUCUCUUCCCCGUUAUUUUGUUUUAUUUUAUAUUUUAUUUGUAACCCUCUAAUGCUUUGACAAUUGGAGAUUUAGGAUCAUGAGGAACCAGGUUAGUGAAGGGGAUCAUGGCGACUCUCGAUCAAGUUGGCUAUCUUUGAAAUCAGGCGUGGACUUAGGGAGGCCAGUGUGUGUGUGUGUGUGUGUGUGUGUGUGUUUGGUCUUAUCUGUAAAUUUAAGAAAUCAGUUCAAGAAACUCUAAAAAAAAGCAGCAAUGUACAUAUCUCUUGUAGCAAGAAGUUUAAUGUGUCAUUAUCAAGAUCAAGUUGUGUU
This is a messenger RNA of Dioscorea cayenensis subsp. rotundata (Guinea yam), 5693 nucleotides long. RefSeq names its product heterogeneous nuclear ribonucleoprotein Q-like. The record is from RefSeq and is a predicted model, not a curated record. Gene Ontology annotation, molecular function: mRNA binding. Gene Ontology annotation, cellular component: nucleus. NCBI's taxonomy places the organism in Eukaryota, Viridiplantae, Streptophyta, Magnoliopsida, Dioscoreales, Dioscoreaceae.